AUGUCGCAGGAUAGAGGGAUGGGGUCUGACGGAGACAUGGGGUUUGAUGGAGACUUGGGGUUUGAUGGAGAUAUGGGGUAUUUCUGUCAGGACCUCUCUGCUGGCUCCUGCAGAAAUGACAGAGAACUUUCAGCACAUGCAGGGGGCAUUGAGGACUUCAAGGUCCUCACCCUCCUUGGCAAAGGCUCCUUUGCAUGUGUUUACCGUGCAAAAUCCAUCAGGACAGGUCUUGAGGUUGCUAUAAAAACGAUUGACAAAAAAGCAAUGCAAAAAGCUGGCAUGGUCCAGCGUGUGACCAACGAGGUGGAGAUUCACUGCCGGCUCAAACAUCCUUCAAUACUUGAGCUUUACAACUACUUUGAGGACAGCAACUAUGUGUAUUUGGUGCUGGAGAUGUGUCACAAUGGAGAGAUGAGUCGCUACCUUAAAGAGCAAAAGAUGUCUUUCUCUGAAGAUGAAGCAAGACAUUUCAUGCAUCAGAUAGUGAAAGGAAUGCUCUACUUGCAUACUCAUGGCAUCUUGCACCGAGAUCUGACCCUGUCCAAUCUUCUGCUGACCAGCAACAUGAACAUAAAGAUAGCAGAUUUUGGCCUGGCCACUCAGCUCAAGCUGCCAAAUGAGAAGCAUUUCACUAUGUGCGGGACACCCAACUAUAUCUCUCCAGAGGUGGCCACUCACAGCGCCCACGGCCUGGAGUCGGACGUGUGGUCACUGGGGUGCAUGUUCUACGCUUUCCUUAUGGGUCGCCCCCCCUUCGACACGGACACAGUAAAGCACACGCUGUCCAAAGUGGUUCUCGGGGAGUAUGACAUGCCCGCGCACGUUUCUCCCGAGGCCAAGGACCUGAUCCACCAGCUGCUGCAGAGAGACCCCGCCCAGCGGCCCAGCCUCUCCGCAGUGCUGGACCACCCCUUUAUGACCCACAACCUGCUGGCCAGGACCAAAGAGGUGGGGCUGGGGGACGAAGGCUCCAUAGACAGCGGCAUUGCCACCAUCUCCACGGCCUGCACCUCGUCCACCUCGGCCAGCAGCGGCACGCGCCUCCAGAGGCGAGCCAAGCACAUGAUCAGCUCGGCUCUGCCCAACCGCAUGACGCCCGUCCCCAGCCUCCCACGCCACCCCAGCGGCGCCUGUUUUGAGGAGGGGGAGCAGUGGCUUCAGCAGCCGGCCCCGGACAGAUUUCGCAGGGAGGGCCGGGCAGAAGGCGGGUUCCCUCACUCCCGCUUCCUCCGGAGGGCCCAUUCGUCGGAUCGCUGCGGUUCGGCCGCACCAGGACAGAGUUCCUCUCAGGCCGAGCUGGGGAGAUGCCACUCAGAGGAGAGUCUGGCUGGAACAGGACGGCAGGUCUUCUUCAUGUCUUCCGGUCAGCACCAAUUCUCAGAGCACGGCAGGCGACCCUCUCCUCCUGUCAAGCAGUCAGCAAACUCUGGGUAUUUAACAACAGAGAUGAUGCAUCCAUCAAACUUACAGUUUCAGGACCUUGAAGGAGUUUCUAAUUGGCUCAAUAAUGAGGGUUUAGGACAGAGGCCCCCAGAUGGCAGCGCUCACAGCAGCGGUGGCAGCUUCCACAGCAGCAGGGCCCCUCCAGGAGUUCACAAUUCCUGGACAGACAAGCCCAUGGGCCGAGGUGGGAAUGCCCAGCACCAGCCGCACCACCAGCUGCCCCCCAACCCAGAUUCAUUCAGGGAAAACGCGCCGGGAGAGUCGCAUCCUCUUCAUGGCCGAGAUUCAAAGCUCCCUUCAGCCAAAUCCAGCACCGAGAAGCCGAAGAAAACCCUGAGAGACAUCGUGCCUCCUCUGUGCGCAGCCAGACUGAAGCCCAUCAGACAGAAGACCAAAAAUGCAGUCGUGAGCAUUCUGGACACUGGUGAAGUUUGCAUGGAGCUGUUAAAAUGCCAAAACGGGCAGGAAAGGGUCAAAGAAGUCCUACGGAUUUCCUGUGAUGGCUCGAUGGUGACAAUAUACCAGCCUAAUGGAGGAAAGGGCUUUCCUGUGCUGGACUGCCCGCCAGCUCCUCCAGAAGAUAUUCUCAUUUGCAGCUACGGGGACCUUCCAGAGAAAUACUGGAAGAAAUACCAAUAUGCCUCCAAGUUUGUGCAGCUUGUGAAAUCCAAGACUCCUAAAGUGACCCUUUACACCAAGUAUGCGAAGGUCAUGCUGAUGGAGAACUCUCCCACUGCGGACCUGGAGGUUUGCUUUUAUGACGCUGCACGGCGGCCGCACAGCGCCACCGCUACCGAGGCCCUGCGCAGCACCAAUGAAAAAACGUAUCCACAUCACGCAGGAGCAAAGACCCACAAGACGUCGGAGCUCGUGCGAGUGGUGGAGAAAAGCGGGAAGUCGUGCACCGUGAAGGGGGAGGUGGGCCUGAGCGGCCUGAGCCCGGAGAGCAGGCUGUACGUGGAGCUGUCUGACGAGGGCCACAGCAUGUGCCUGUCGCUGGAGGCCGCCAUCACAGCCGAGGAGCUGCGCAGCACCAAGAAGGUCCCCUUCUUCCCCAUCACCAUCGGCAGGCGACCUGCAGCCACAGACACUCCGUCCUUGUCAUCUGUGACGUCGCAGCAGGGGCCUCCUGAUACAGCCUCCCCCCCUAAACCUCCACAAAUCACUCCUUCAAUGAUCUCCUACGAUGGAUCUGACUUCACCUCAGCCAGCCUGAGUAAGAAAUGCUCCCCGCUGCGACAGGACCUAGUUCAGAGCUCAGGGAAAGUGGUCAAGUCCAUCUUUGUGCCCAAUGUUGGAUGGGCAUCCCAGCUGACGAGUGGAGAAGUUUGGGUGCAGUUUAACGAUGGCUCCCAGCUGGUUGUUCAAGCUGGAGUUUCAUGCAUCACCUACACAUCUCCAGAAGGGCGGGUCACCAGGUAUAAGGAGAAUGAGAAACUGCCAGAGCACGUCAAAGAAAAGCUGCACUGUCUCUCCACCAUUCUCGGACUGUUGGCGAACCCAUCGGCGCAUCACCUACGAACUCACUAGCACUUGUAGCUGAGGACUUGAAAACAGCAUUAGAAACCUUUUAUACUCUCAUUUCCCUGGUGUUGUAAAUAUACCUUGUCUCUGUUGUUUUUACAUGUACAAAAGACUAAGAUUAUGAAAAGAUAUAUUUUUUUUACUGUGACUGUUGUAUAGCUUCUUAAAUAGUUCGUAAAGUCUAACCUUCUGCUGUCUCCGUACCUAUCAAAUGUGCCAUCGAUAAGUGCUGUUGCAAUAAACAUGUGGAGACUGGGUGGAAAACUGCUGCCCCCUGGUUUGCAGUCUGCUCUUUCCGCUUAAUAGAAA
Messenger RNA from Menidia menidia (Atlantic silverside), 3276 nucleotides. Lineage: Eukaryota; Metazoa; Chordata; Actinopteri; Atheriniformes; Atherinopsidae. The record is from the annotation of a GenBank genome assembly.